Schistosoma bovis is the source of this 2022-nucleotide messenger RNA. NCBI's taxonomy places the organism in Eukaryota, Metazoa, Platyhelminthes, Trematoda, Strigeidida, Schistosomatidae. The record is from the annotation of a GenBank genome assembly.
ACCCUAGUUAUAUUAGAAGCAGAGACUUGACUGAUUCAUCAUGGAGACAGGAUCAAAUAGGAGCAGUCCGAUUGGAUAAUUUUCGAUAACCCAGUGCUAGUAAAUUAAACCAAGAAGAAACUAUAUUUGUUAUGAUAUCGAAAUCAACAGCGAUUACCGUUAGAUUAUCCAAUAAGAAUCCUGGUUAUAAUUACUCUACUCAACGUAUACUACUCCAUCUAUAUCAUUUGAAAUCUACGUAAUUCUAACAUUUUAUCCAAGAGUCUUGUCUGAAUUUCUUCAGUGAAAUAAUCAAAAUCAUCAAAGAAUGAAAUCACAAAACACUUAUCCAACCCUAUUCAGAUAUUGAUUUUAGCAAGUAAGUAAGUGUGAGUCAGUAAGAUGUGAAUAAUGCGAACAUUUUACAGUGUGAAAAACAAUGAAUGUGAGUGUAUGUGUACCUUUAUGUUAUUCAUAAUUAAUAUUUGGUAAAUAGAUGCAGUUUCUGCCUACUAAAUAAAACACGCUAAUUAUUUUGUUCAUUAAAAGUUGAAAUAAUGGUACGAAAGUACGAAAGUAAUUUGAAUAUUUUAACAUCACAACUAUGCUAUUGAUUUUUCUCAUUUACAUACACAUUGAUGUUUUAAGAACACUUUUCAAUUUGUACUUUAAUUAUUAUUACUCCGAGACUAACUCCAAACACAAAACACAAUACGUUCAAAUGUGCUCAUGUCAAUGUGUUUAUGUAUGAUAGAUCAUUAUUAUUCAACUUUUAUGUUAAUUAUGGACAUCCUAUUACUCUAUUAUGUAAUGUCUACUAAAUAACACCAGAUAAAACAUUAACUUACCCAAUUAGGCAUAUACCACCAGAAGCUAAUGAAAAAUUUAUUUGAAGACUUGAAAAUUCAGAUAAACAGAUUUGGUCGGACAAUAUAUAUUUCAAGUGAAAAGUCUGGUGAAAUGAUGCCUGGAAUCAUAGUGAAUACUUCAUUAGGUCAUGUAAUAAACUGGAAUGUUUCGGAUAAUAUAAUACCUCUUCAUGCGAUAUAUUGUAAACCUUUCAUUGUUCAAAUCAGUUUUAAUGGAACAAUAUUAAGUACAAGUAUUUUUAACAUUACACCAGAAGAUGGGAAACUAGAGGGUAGUUGGAAACAAUAUGCACUGACCGACAACAAAACUGGAACAGUAACUCACUACUGCAGUUUUGAAACUUUAACUGGAAGUGAUUGUAAACUUUCUGUUGUUGGCAGUUAUCAAAACACUGCUGGACGAUGCACAUACAAGAGAGGGAGUGGGGAUUCAUCAUUGAAUUUUUUGAAAUCAAAUACAUCUUAUACUCUUCAAUGCUUAGAUCAGUCCGGUUACACCGAAGUCAGCUCUAUACCACAUAACAUUGGCAAUGAUCAAAGGAAUAUUUUCCUUGAAAAUCUUCAUAACUCUCAACUCCCAGAUCCCGAUGAAGAAGACAGGUGUCCAACUGAGCAAGAUUUUCCCAAAGUGGAAGGCUUGACAGUCACUGCCAUUGCAGAAGGUUCAAUUCAUUUACUCAGUUGGAAUAAGAUAAGUGAGAAAUUCAGCGAGUGUCUAUCACACUAUUUAUUGGUUCGCGUUCAUCGACGUCUAAAACCGAAGUUAAUUAUACUCUCAGUUAUGAAAUAUCGGGUUGAUGGACAUUUGAAUAAUAUAAUUAUGGACAUAUCAGAAGACCAAAAUUACAUUUACAAAGUUAAGGCACUUUUCAAAAACUCCAUUAAAACCCAAUUUUCCGAGCGUGUUGAGAUCCAGACGCCAAAUGCAGUGAAUCAUAACUGCAGCUGCCUCCCAAGUGGUGUUCAUACAAACAAGACUGGUAUCAAAGUACCAGCUCUUGUAAUAGACAGAAGAGCCCAAAUUUCAUGAGAAAACGACGAAUUUUCAGAAAGAAACAUUUUUUUUCCAUCAGCUGAAGUAAAAAUGGAUUGAUUUCUCUAAUUUUCAAGUUAACGUUUCUUAUAUUAAGUCUCACUAUUUAUUUCAUUGUUCUGUUGAUUAAAAUUCAAUCAC